This is a messenger RNA of Plasmodium gallinaceum, 456 nucleotides long. RefSeq names its product conserved Plasmodium protein, unknown function. NCBI's taxonomy places the organism in Eukaryota, Apicomplexa, Aconoidasida, Haemosporida, Plasmodiidae. The transcript has a single exon. The record is from RefSeq and is a predicted model, not a curated record. The coding region runs from base 1 to 456 and encodes 151 amino acids.
AUGUUUAAAAGAUAUAUAUGGAAUAGUAUUUUUCGUGAUAUUAAUUAUCGUUUAAAAAAAUUUUAUCAUUCUUUUUAUUAUUCUCAAAGUCACAUAAAAUAUGUAAUGCUAAUAUUAUUUCCUGCAAUUAUAUGGUCUACUAGAUAUAGAACAGAUACAAAAUUGGGUUACUUUUUUUACAUAAAUGAUGAAAAAUUAUAUCCACAAUAUUCAAAUAAUUUAAUAAAUACGAAAUGGAAAAAUGGAACAAAAUUUUACUUAGAUGAUAAUUUAACCGUUAAAGAUAUAAAAAAAAUUAUUUAUCAAAAUGAAGAAAAUAUACCUAAAAAUAUAAAAUUUGGGUGUAAAGGAAGAAUGAUGGAAGAUACAGAUAACUUAGCAUUAGCUGUUAGAGCUUUUUGUAAAAGAGAUCCUAAAGUUUUUAUAUGGGAAGAUGAACAUGCUCAACUUGUUUAA